CAUUUGAAAGAAGAUAAGUUGAAUAAGUCUGAACUAGUGUUAAAGCACGAGUUAACCAAAUAAGAGUUUCUAUUAUUUCUGAAAAGUUCAACAACCAAUUAGAAAGUUUCGAUGAAUAUACCCAAAGUCUUGCUAGAAGUUUUAAAAUAAAACGAGGAAUAAGUCUUCAAGUAAAGUUGUUGGAAACUUCAAAUGCCAACUCGUAGAUGGCUAAAUCAAAGGCAUCAACAUCAAAGUCUUGUUAUUUAUUUAUGAAGACCAUCUAGUGUCAACAUAAUUUUUAUUUGAUCCUUUCUAUACUAAGGAGACCCAUUAAGAAGUCAAUGGUGCCUCGUAGUGGUUUUAUCUGGUUGAUAUUUGAUCAGUGGUUCCUCACAUUUCUUAUUGUCAUUCCUUCUUAUCUUUUUUUUUUAUAAAUCUCUCUGUGAAACUCUUUGUCAUGGAUUGUCUGGGCUCAGCUUUGGGUUCUUUCUUGGCAGAGGCAGGGCGUGGUAUAUCCAGAUCAACCUAUACUCGAGCCAUUAAUACCAUCCGGUUCAAGUCAAACAUCAAAGCUUUAGAGAAUGCGCUCAAUGGCCUUGUUGAUGUUCAGGACAAAGUGGAACAAGACCUCAAAACCUUGGAGAUCAAAGGGAAGUCCUUGCAUGUGCAACUGAGGAGAUGGCUAAGAGAUGUGGAAGAGAUUGUCUCUGAAGCAAAUUCAAUUCAGGAAGGGCGUGUUUCAUGUGCUCUGUCCUUGAGAUGUAAGCGGAGUAAAAAACUCGCGGUAGUUCUUGAGAAAGUCAAGAAGCUUCAGAAGCAAGGCGUAGAACUUCUCGACAUAUUCUCUUUUGAAGGCAGAUCUCUAGUUGAAAAAAUCCUUGGACCCUCCAUCGCUGAUCAAACAAGAGCAUCAGAGAUGUUAGUCAAAGUUCUAAACUGUUUGAUGAGAGAUGAUGUUCAAAAGAUGGGUAUUUGGGGCAUGGGUGGAGUUGGGAAAACAACACUAGUCAGGGAACUGAACAAUAAGCUAUGGAAAGAAGCUGAUACGCAGCCUUUGGGUAUGGUGAUAUGGGCUACAGUCUCAAAAGAGUUUGAAUUGGGAAGGGUCCUGAAGCAAAUCGCUGAAAGAUUGGAUAUGGAAGUGAAACUAGGCGAAAGCGAGGAAACGCUGGCGAAACGGAUAUAUGGAAGGCUUGAGAAAGUGAGUAGAUUUCUUCUCAUUCUUGAUGAUGUCUGGAAACCCAUUGAUCUAGACCAGUUGGGGAUUCCAGACACAAAUAUACACAAGGCUUCAAAGAUUGUCUUGACUUCUAGAUUUUUAGAGGUUUGCCAGAGCAUCAAAACGGAUAUUGACUUCAGAGUGGAUUGCUUAUGUGAAGAAGAAGCUUGGCAAUUGUUUUGUAAAAACGCUGGAGAAGUAACUAGAUUAGAUUGUGUUGAACCUAUAGCAAAAGAGGUUUCUCGGGAAUGUGGUGGAUUGCCUUUGGCUAUCAUCACGGUUGGAAUGGCUAUGCGAGGGAAGAAGAUGGUCGAGCUGUGGGAACAUGCCUUUGAAGAACUCAAGAGUUCGGUGCCUUAUGUCAAGAGUAUUGAAGAAAAGAUCUACCAGCCUUUGAAAUUGAGCUACGACUUGCUCGAGCCAAAUAUGAAAUCUUGCUUCCUCUUCUGUGCCUUAUUUCCAGAGGAUUACUCCAUAGAAGUAGCUGAGCUCGUGAGGUACUGGAUUGCCGAAGGAUUCAUUGAUGAAACACAAAACCAUGGCUACUUAAUGAACCAAGGAAUCACUCUGGCAGAGAAUCUGAAAGACUCUUGCUUACUUGAAGAGGGUGCUCAUGGUGACACGGUUAAGAUGCAUGAUGUGGUUCGCGAUUUUGCCAUUUGGGUCAUGUCUUCCUCACGAGAUGGUAGUCACUCUCUUGUCAUGUCUGGUAUAGGCUUGUGCGAGUUUCCACAUGAGAAGUUUGUUCCUUCUAUCCGAAGAGUUUCUUUGAUGAAUAAUAAGCUUACUAGGCUUCCAAAUCAAGUGGUAGAGUGUGUUGAACUCUCAGCUUUGCUGCUACAUGGAAACUUUCACCUGGAAGAGUUGCCUGUGGGGUUCUUGAUAUCUUUCCCAGCACUUCGGAUUCUGAAUCUAAGUGGGACACGCAUAAAGUCAUUACCCCAUUCCCUCAGCGAGCUUCAUGAACUCAGAUCUCUCAUCUUGAAAGACUGCUACUACCUUGAAGAAGUUCCUUCUCUUGAAAGCUUGGCAAAAAUUCAAGUUCUGGAUCUUUGUGCCACUCCAAUAAAGGAAACACCAAAAGGGUUGGAAACAUUGAAGAGCUUGAGACUACUUGACCUUUCCCGUACACAUCACCUCGAAAGCAUUCCAGCAGGAACCAUCCCACAGUUGUCAAGUUUAGAGGUUCUAGACAUGACCCUUAGUCAUUUCCACUGGGGCGUCCAAGGACAAACUCAAGAAGGGCAAGCAACACUUGAAGAGAUUGCUUGCCUCCAACGUUUAUCAAUCCUCUCAAUCAGAGUUGUAUGUGUCCCACCUCUCUCCCCUGAGUACAAUUCCUGGAUAGAAAGGUUAAAGAAGUUUCAGUUGUUUAUCGGUCCAACAGCAAACUCUUUACCUUCUAGACAUGACAAGCGGAGAGUGACAAUUAGUAGUCUCAAUGUUUCAGAAGCAUUCAUUGGAUGGUUGCUAACGAAGACAACUUCUCUAGUGAUGAACCAUUGUUGGGGUCUCAAUGAGAUGCUGGAGAACUUGGUGAUCGAUAGCACGAGUAGCUUCAACAUGUUGAGAUCUCUAACGGUAGAGGGUUUUGGUGGAAGUAUAAGACCCGCUGGUGGAUGUGUUGCACAGCUGGAUCUUAUACCUAACCUUGAAGAACUUCAUCUGCGUCGUGUAAACCUGGGAACCAUUAGAGAGCUCGUUGGUCACCUGGGGUUGAGAUUUGAGACACUGAAACAUCUAGAAGUCAGCAGAUGUAGCCGGCUCAAAUGCCUUCUCUCAUUAGGGAACUUCAUCUGUUUCCUGCCGAACCUACAAGAGAUACAUGUUAGCUUUUGUGAAAGGCUUCAGGAGCUGUUCGACUAUUCUCCAGGGGAAGUUCCAACCUCUGUUUCUGUGGUACCUGCUCUGCGUGUCAUAAAGCUAAGGAAUCUUCCGCAGUUGAAGAGUUUAUGUAGCCAAAAAGUGUCAUGGGGAUGUCUGGAACAUGUGGAAGUGAUACGAUGCAACCUUCUCAAGAAUCUACCCAUUAGCUCAAAUAACGCUCACAGGGUCAGAGAAGUAAGAGGAGAAACACACUGGUGGAACAACUUAACUUGGGAUGUUAACAACACGAGAGAAACCCUUCAGCCUCGUUUCAUACCAGCUGACGGAAACAAGCUAACUGACUCUGUUGGAAUUACUUGUUAUCGGAGCCCCAACACGAUUUUAGAAGCUUCUCCAAUUUGUAGUACAUCAGGAUCUCAGACUGAGGAGCUUCUGUAGCUACAAUGUAAUCAUGAACUUACAGAAGCUUUUGUGGAUAAUACUUGGCUAGCUCACUUGCGAUCUCGUGUAACCGAGGGUCCAUCUCAACCCAAUAGAGAGAGAAGAGAGAGAGAGAGAGAAGAGGUUUAUCCAGUUAAGAUAGAAGACCUAAUGGCUGAGGAGCUUCAGGUUCAAUUGGUGGCCUCAGUUUGUAAAAAAGUUCAGGUUUGAGCAGUGAUUUAUGUAAGUAACUGUAGUUAAACCUGGUUGCAUCUGCAAGGAGGCCUCAAAAUUGUCUGAUCUUCACAAAGGAGAGAACAUUCAAGACAAAAACAAGAGCCACGAGAUGUCCUCAAAGGCUUGAGUCAAGAGCUUUCUUUGUGCCAGGGAUAGGUCAGUAUCAAGCAACGUGCAGACCAAACAUUACGGUCCAGUUGGUGGACUUCACCAUCGUCUAUGCAGGACAUAUCUUGGUGGCAACUAACAAAUAUGUGUUGAUGGUUUUCGUAAUCUGUGAUUGUUGUUGACGCUAAAUAGUAACAGGUUUGAAGGUGUUCCCACCUCAGGAAUUCUCGGAUGAUUGUUUCUCCUUUCUUGUGUAUAUCUGAUUGUUUUAUUACUCGACUCCGUGCAAUGAAAGUAAACAUGAAAUUUGUUUUUCUAUUCAAAUUCUAUGAAAGUAUGUUUAUA
Raphanus sativus (radish) is the source of this 4138-nucleotide messenger RNA. Its product is annotated as disease resistance protein At4g27190-like. Gene Ontology annotation, molecular function: ADP binding. Lineage: Eukaryota; Viridiplantae; Streptophyta; Magnoliopsida; Brassicales; Brassicaceae. The record is from RefSeq and is a predicted model, not a curated record.